Molecule: messenger RNA, 1635 nt
Organism: Electrophorus electricus (electric eel)
Lineage: Eukaryota; Metazoa; Chordata; Actinopteri; Gymnotiformes; Gymnotidae
Source: RefSeq, a predicted model, not a curated record
AUGAAAGGAAAAUAAAUCCUUUUGGGCCUGGCCUUCCUCCUCAUGCUGGCUGUCAGCAUGACAGCCUGCUUCCUGAGGCAGUAUCAUUUGCCCAGGCUAAUACCAGCUGAGCAAGAGGCCGCUGUCUUAAAAGCCGAGGAAAUAUGUCCCUGUUUUCCUGAACCCACUUUGCUAGAGCACCCCCUCCCCAGGCUGAAGGAGGCACUACAGAAAGUGGAUGCGGUUAUGCAUCAGAGCAUCAACCCCACAAGUCUCCCCACGCUGUCAACUAUCAUCCUUUACAACAACACCGUACUGCGGACGGGAAACUUUGGCAAGAGGAACGGCUCCAACCCCAGCUCCGCACCUCCUGACGAGUAUUCAGUUUACAGGAUUGCCAGCAUAUCCAAGAUCUUCCCCACACUGAUGCUCUACCAGCUGUGGGAGAAUGGGAACAUGGCUUCCUUAGAUGAUUCAUUGGAGAAGUACGUGGAGAACUUCAGCAUCAAAAACCCACUGGGUGGGGGCAAAGGUAGGGUUCAGAUCAGCUCCUCCGGAGUCACCCUACGCCGGAUGACCAGCCAGCUCUCCGGUUUGCCUAGAAGACUUCCGGCAAGUAAUCUUCUGUGGAAAGGCAAGACUCAGGCUGCCAUCAACCUUCUGCAGGAUGAUGUGCUGGUCGCUGACCCAGGAACCAAGUGUCACUACAGCAACCUGGCCUUCUCGCUGCUGGCUCAUGUCCUGGCUGAGAAGGUGGUUGGGGUGAGCUACCAGCGCUGGAUCACGGACAGCAUCCUUAACCAUCCGGGCUUGGAGCACACGGCCUUCGACAACAACCCAGCCAUGUGCAAUCAGAUGGCAGUGGGCAUGUACGCCAGCAGCAGGCCGGCACCACUGCACGCGGGCUGGUACCGCCCCUUGGGGCAGAUGGUUUCCACGGCGGUCGACCUGGCCAAGCUGGCUAUGGCUCUGUUGGGAGCUUACCGCCGCAAGGUGCUAGGUACGGACACCCUGAAGGUGAUGCUGACCCCGGUGCUCCGCUGCGAGGAUUACUUCGCUAACCGCACCGGAAUGCCGUGGGAGGUGAAGGAGCAGUUCGGCUACGAGCUGGUCUGGAAAGACGGGGACCUGGACGGCUAUUUCACCACCCUUUCCCUCCUUGUGUGGCUCAAGCUGGGCUUGGUUCUUCUGAUGGCGAGUGCCAGGCCCCAGAACCAGGACGUGGAAGGCAAGGCCUAUUCCUACCUCAUUCCAGCCAUGGAGAGAGCCUUCAGAGAGGCCAAGCGGACCCUCAACCCUCCGCUCAACCUCGCCCCAUAUGUAGGGUUCUUCACAUACGCCAACAUCGCCUUCUAUGAUAUCAGUACAGGACCAGGGGAAGUUCUGGUCAUGCAGAAGUUUGUAUCUCAGAUCAAAGACCCGAUGCCGGAGCGGUACCGCACAAUAAAGCUGAAUUGUCUGGUGGAGCGGGUGUUUAGAGUGGUGUCCGAGAACGAGUACCCCUGCGUCUUACACAUGGGUCGCUGCAGGCCCAGGAUGGAUAGCUCUUCAAUUUCCAUGUUUGACAGCAGGGGGAUAUCACAUGGGUUUGACGCGCCAGGACUGAACACUUACAGCGUCAUCCAAAUCACUCACAGGCCCACACUUGCAGUGUGA